UAAUCCUCUAUUCUAUCUUUUGCGUCUCGUCUCGUCUCGUCUUCAGACUCUCCUCUCUCCCAAGCAAAUUUCUCUCUAAUGUCGGAAUUUUCAGUUCCGCCAUUCCCAAUUCCCAGUCUUCUUCAUGGCUCUUUUGCUUCUCUCUCCUCCGUAUACUUCAAGUACUGACCAGAGAUCGGCCAUGGAUGUCGCCGAAACUCACCGUCGUCUUCUCAGCCACCGCAGCUUUUUCUCUUCUUCUUCUUCGUUGCUUCGCUCUGUCAGCUUUUUCUCUCCGUAUAUCUGCCGUAACAUUCCUUUAGGAAAUGUGUUCAGAUUUGCUCUCUGUAUAGGGAAUCAUAAAUCUUUUCCAAGAUGCCUUGCAAUGUCCAUGGAAAAAGGUAGGUCAACUGCUUCUUUCAAAGGAAUGUGCAAGGUAGUUUGGACUAUAGAAACUAAUCUGGAAGCUGGUCAACUUCUCUAUGUAACUGGGGAUCCUAAUGCAUUAGGCUGCUGGGAACCAGAGAUGGCCGUCCUAAUGUCUCCCACAGAACAUGCCAACUUAUGGAAGGCUGAAGUUAAGAUUGCUUGUGGUGUAAGUUUCAAGUAUAACUAUUUCAUAAAGGAAGAAAGGUCACCUUAUGGCAUCAUGUGGAGACCUGGGCCUGAAUUUUCUCUAUCAGUGCCUGCAACUGCCAAGCGAUCUAAGAAUGUUGUAGUGAGGGAUUCGUGGGUGAGAUCUAUCAAGUUUUCUCCAGAAAAUUCGUUGAUCCAUUGGAUAGAGGAUGCAUAUCUUCUGAUACACCCUUUAAUUUUGGAACAGGACAGAGAUGAAGAGGAGACAACGAAACACAUUAAAAGUGAUUUAACAGAGUCAAAGCUAUCCUCAGAUAAUCUGAAAGUCAAGGAAGAUCUAAAUUCUAAGAAUGAUACAGUGACUGCCUCUUAUGAGCCCAUUUCUGAUAGUUUUUUAACUGAAAGAUAUCAGCCUGUGGAGGAACCUUGGCUACUACAGUCACCUCUCUUCUCCAUCAUAUCUGAUGAUUUGGACUUAUCUGAAAAAGAUGAGACUAUGAAGGACGAUAAGACAAGGUUGGAAGAUUCAGAAAAGCUGUUACCUCAAGAAGGGAGUAAUACGAUCUUGAAAGAUUCCAUUUCUACAAUUAUUUUGAUUAAUUCUUCAAUAUGUACGAUGCAAAGGAUUGCUGUGUUAGAAGAUGGGCAAUUAGUUGAGUUAUUACUUGAACCAGUUAAAAACAAUGUGCAGUGUGAUAGUGUGUAUCUUGGGGUGGUCACGAAACUUGUUCCCCAUAUGGGGGGGGCAUUUGUAAAUAUUGGGAGUUAUAGACCCUCUCUCAUGGACAUAAAACAAAAUAGGGAACCGUUCAUAUUCCCUCCAUUUCAUAGAGCAACAAAAUUUGAAGUCAAUGGUUCUGUAACUGAGACCAUUGAAAAUCAUCUAGCUGCUCAUGGAAACAACCAGACAUCAUUCCCUACCGAAAUAAUAGAUGAGUUGGCUGUUGUCUCUCAGGAAGAGUCUGAACAAUCUGUGCUGGAUGACUAUGAGGACCAUGACAGUGAGGAUGAGCUUGAUGUUUCAGAAGUACUUGCAGACAAUCUAAAUGGAAGUAUUAUUGACCACGAUGAUGCUGGAGCUAAUUAUGCGCAUAACAUAGAUGGAAGAGAACACCACCUAGGAGAGGAAGCUAUUACAAGUUCUUUUCAUGCGGAGUCUAACUCACAAAAUAUGAAGGAUUCUGGGCACGCAGUUCCUAACAAAAAUAAGUGGGCUCCAGUACAGAAAGGAACCAACAUAAUUGUGCAAGUUGUCAAAGAGGGUUUAGGCACCAAAGGUCCAACAUUGACUGCUUACCCAAAGCUAAGAAGCAGAUUCUGGGUAUUGAUUACUCGUUGUGACAGAAUUGGAGUAUCAAAAAAGAUCUCUGGUGUAGAGCGUAUACGCCUGAAAGUCAUCGCAAAAACGUUGCAGCCUCAGGGUUUUGGUCUGACUGUGAGAACUGUUGCUGCUGGUCAUACUUUGGAGGAACUGCAGAAGGACUUGGUAGGUCUGCUUUCAACUUGGAAAAACAUUGUGGAACAUGCAAAAUCUGCUUCUCUUGCUGCAGAUGAAGGUGUAGAAGGGGCCGUGCCUGUUAUUUUGCACAGGGCAAUGGGCCAGACACUCUCAGUUGUCCAGGAUUAUUUUAAUGACAAGGUUGAGAGAAUGGUAGUUGACUCUGCAAGGACAUAUCAUGAGGUUACAAAUUACCUUCAGGAAAUUGCCCCUGAUCUCUGUGAUCGAGUUGAAUUAUACAAUAAAAGAAUCCCUCUUUUUGAUGGAUUUAACAUUGAAGAAGAGAUCAACAAUAUUCUUAGUAAAAGGGUUCCUCUUGCAAAUGGAGGAUCUUUAGUGAUUGAGCAAACUGAGGCAUUAGUAUCUAUUGACGUGAAUGGUGGACUUGUGAUGUUUGGUCAUGGCAAUUCACAGGAGAAAGCAAUUUUGGAUGUCAACCUUGCAGCAUCUAAACAAAUUGCAAGGGAGUUACGGCUGAGGGACAUUGGUGGCAUUAUUGUGGUAGACUUCAUCGAUAUGAUGGAUGAUUCAAAUAAAAGAUUGGUAUAUGAAGAAGUUAAGAAGGCUGUUGAUAGAGACAGGUCAAUGGUUAAGGUCUCUGAAUUGUCCAAACAUGGACUUAUGGAAAUAACAAGAAAGAGGGUUCGACCUAGUGUGACAUUUAUGAUUAGUGAACCAUGCACCUGCUGUCAUGGUACUGGGAGAGUAGAAGCUCUAGAGACAUCCUUCUCGAAAAUUGAGCAAGAAAUCUCCCGGUUACUUGUACUGAUGGGCCGGAAAGCAGACCCUGAAAACCCCAAAUCCUGGCCGAGAUUUAUUCUGCGAGUUGACCAUCACAUGUGCGAGUACUUGACCUCUGGAAGGAGGACACGAAUCGCGCUCUUGAGUAGUUCCCUCAAAGUCUGGAUGCUUUUGAAGGUCGCUAGAGGAUUUACUCGCGGGGCAUUCGAGGUCAAGCCAUUUGGGGAGGACAAGGAAAAUGAAAAUCAGCACCAAGUUAGCAUUCCAGUGUUACGACCAACUGAAACGAAAAAUAACCGCCCCGGCAAAAAGGUUACUCUAAUUCCUGUAAAAAAGUGGAAGGCAGGUAGGAAAUGAAGUUUUGCAAACUGAAUGGUGCCUCUUUUGUAAUUAAAAAAAAAAAGUGUUUUGUGAUUCACUUGUCAUGAGGCAAUGAACAACAGAGAAAAGAGGCAGGGAAUAUUCUUCUUACUGUUGAUAGCGUGUAAAUCAUGUGUUUCAGAUUGUAGCCGUUGAAACCAGCAUUUCUGAGCUAUUAAUUUCGCAUUGUAUUAAUGCUAGGUCGUGCAGUUUUGUUCAUUAGAACAAUUUUUCCUCAAUAAAAUAAAACAGUUUUAAGAGGAAGAUAC
Messenger RNA from Morus notabilis, 3423 nucleotides. RefSeq names its product ribonuclease E/G-like protein, chloroplastic. Gene Ontology annotation, molecular function: RNA binding; starch binding; RNA nuclease activity. Gene Ontology annotation, cellular component: cytoplasm. The coding region runs from base 125 to 3151 and encodes 1008 amino acids. The transcript has 14 exons. Gene Ontology annotation, biological process: rRNA processing. The record is from RefSeq and is a predicted model, not a curated record. NCBI's taxonomy places the organism in Eukaryota, Viridiplantae, Streptophyta, Magnoliopsida, Rosales, Moraceae.